AUGACGACUACCGAUUACAGAUCCCAUUCGACGUCGGGCGGCCACGUCCGCCGUCUUUCGAAUGUCGAAGUUUCGCGGUCAGACCUCAUUGGCGGGCCCAAUGUUAUCGUGCCUCCGAAGCAUCUAAUGGCUAAGAGCGAUGCAUACGAGACGGCAAAGGCAAUGGAGCUAGCCAAGCAUCAUCUUGAAGAGGAUAUUUCGUCGGCCGAUACUACUCCACGGGCUGCCUCUCCUGUUUCCGCCCAGGCACUCACCACGACGGAUCGAUAUGCAUUCGCUUUUGAUAUUGAUGGCGUCUUGGUCAGAGGCGGGAAGGCUAUUCCCUCUGCUAUUCAAGCGCUGAAGGUCCUAAACGGAGAGAACGAAUAUGGAAUCAAAGUUCCUUAUAUCUUCGUUACAAACGGUGGCGGCAAGACGGAAGAAGAACGUUGCCUUGACCUCAGCCGCCAGCUUGAAUACGAAGUAUCUCCCGGCCAGUUCAUUUGCGGCCAUACUCCAAUGAGAGAAAUGGCUGAGAAAUACAAUACCGUGCUGGUUGUUGGAGGUGAGGGUGAGAAGUGUCGCCACGUUGCCGAAGGUUACGGCUUCAAAGACGUCGUGACACCAGGAGAUAUUAUCAAGUUCAACCGACACACCACUCCUUUCCGAGAGCUUACUGAAGAAGAGCUCCGCAACUCUCGCACGCGAGACUUCUCUGACGUGACAAUCGAGGCGAUCUUUGUCUUUGCAGACAGCAGGGAUUGGGCUGGAGAUCAACAGAUUAUUCUCGACCUAUCCAUGUCCAAGGGUGGCAAGGUAGGAACGAGGUCCGAAACUUUCGACGAAGGUCCUCCUGUUUACUUCUCCCACAACGAUAUCGUUUGGUCUACCUCCCAUGAGCAUACUCGAAUUGGCAUGGGAGCUUUGAGAGCCUCAACCGAAGCCCUCUUUAAAGCUGUCACGGGAAAUGAACUGAAAACAAUUGCUUUUGGCAAGCCACAGCUUGGCACAUUCCAGUUUGCCACAAGACUACUUCAGCAAUGGCGAAAGGAAACGCACGGUAUCAACUCUCCUCCCGCAACCGUGUAUUUUGUCGGCGAUACCCCAGAAUCGGAUAUCCGGGGAACAAACGAGUUCAACGAGUCGAAUCUUUGCGAGAACCACUGGUACUCUAUCCUCGUGAAGACUGGCGUUUUCCAAGAGGGCACGAUUCCUCGAUUUCCCCCAAAGAAAGUUGCCGAUGAUGUUUUGGAGGCCGUGAAGUUUGGCAUGAAGAGAGAAUUCUUAAAUGCCUUGAAGGAUUCCACAGUUAGUGCCAUGGAACCAAAAAUUGACAGAACAAUCAAGGAAGAAUGA
Molecule: messenger RNA, 1335 nt
Organism: Uncinocarpus reesii 1704
Lineage: Eukaryota; Fungi; Ascomycota; Eurotiomycetes; Onygenales; Onygenaceae
Exons: 2
Coding region: 1-1335 (444 amino acids)
Biological process (GO): glycerophospholipid biosynthetic process
Cellular component (GO): mitochondrion
Source: RefSeq, a predicted model, not a curated record